GCAGCAGAAGUCCACUUCGGUUUUUCCGCGAAGCUCCAAAAAUCUAUGAAAUGUGUUUGCAUGUUCCUCUCUGCAAGCGGGGAUGUAGAGGUGGGAUUGCAAGGACCGAGAAAGCUGGGGGAACCCACGCGUUCAGCCUCAGAGAAAGUACGGCUUUUUCCGACACAACUGACGCGCAAUCAUUUUUUUCUUUUCACAUUUGUCACCAACAGGCAGACACUCAGUAGGAUUGUGUUCUCGGAGAAUACGCUCUUUUUCCUGCUCUUUUCUUUUUUUUUUUUUUUUUUUGUCACCAUUCUGCACGGCAGGCUGAGAGACGGACCGCUCGGACUGUGGGAGCCCUCCCCUCUGCUCCGAUCUGCUUUGUUUCCAGAUGGCCCAUUGGAGAGCGUGGAUGAGGCCUGAGCUGUAGUGGGGCAGAGGGCUUUGGGGCCUGCCUGUUGUCGGCUUCCAGAUUCAUCCAUUGAGGUGAAGCACCACUCUCCACCAGGGCAGGACACGGACCAGGAACAGGUCUUUGCUCCCCCUCCUCGCUCACCCCUGCCCCCUUUCCACCCUCAUCCCCAACCCAGGCACAUACGCUCUGGACCAUGUCUAGCGAGCCGUCGGAGGGGGGUCGGACAGACGACCAGGAGCGGAGUAGUAGCAAACACCACUCUCCUGCCAUAGAACGCAGGAACCGCAGCGGCAUCAUCAGUGAGCCCCUCAGUAAGAGCCUUAAGAACUCACGCACCCUCUCCCAGUACACAGCCGUCUCCUCGGCCAACACCAACGGACACACAAACAAUAAUGAGGCGAAGAGCCACUCGGCCAAGCCUCAGCCCGUCCCGCAGCCCCAGCCAACCGUCUCUGCACUGACAGCAGCCAAGUUGGACCGAACCCUUGAACAGGUUCUGGAGGGACAGAACGGCCUGCUGCACUUUGCUCAGGCGGCAGCGUUGUUGAAGCGGGCUGGUAUGGAGCACAUGCUCCUUCCCGGGGGCAUGGGAGUAGGAGUUGGCGGAGGAGAUGCAGGCUCGGGGGCUAGCGACUUGGAGGGUACGUCUGUCACGGACGCCGUAGGUGGUCCCAUUGACUUCCCAUAUGGAGUAGGGGGUGGUUUCCCUUUCAACCCGGGUCUUUUCAUCAUGACGCCGGCCGGAGUGUUUCUGGCGGACAGCGCACUGCACAUGGCCGGCCUGGCCGAGUACCCGGCACAGAGCGAGCUGGCCUCCGCUAUCAACUCCGGGAAAAAGAAGCGAAAACGUUGCGGCAUGUGCCCACCUUGUCGACGGCGGAUUAACUGCGAGCAAUGCAGCAGCUGCCGGAAUCGCAAGACGGGCCAUCAGAUCUGCAAGUUCCGCAAAUGUGAGGAACUGAAGAAGAAGCCCUCUGCUGCUCUGGAGAAGGUGAUGCUUCCUACAGGAGCAGCGUUUCGGUGGUUCCAGUAGGACUCCUCCUCCUCCACUCCCUACCCAAAGCUCUGCCAUCAAGUGCAAUGCCAACUCCUGGAUUGUCUCCGGAAAAGAAACUGGCUUAUACACAAACAAACAAGCAACAAGUAAAAUAAAAUAAAAAAAACAACAUCAACAAAACAAAACAAUGACAAAAAAAACAAAAAAACAAUCGGGUAAUGGAUGCACCUACUUAUUCCUUGAACCAAAAAUGAAGCGCAAAGAAAAGCAUCUAUGGCAAUUUUCAUUCCCUUUUCUAUGUUUCCAUUUUGGUACCUUUUGUCCUUUUUCCAGCAGGUUUUUUUCUGUCGCUUCAACAUGGAACUGUUCAUUGCCAGAAACAGAAAUGACGGACUGAGUGUGGACAAUCAACUAAUUUCUGUGUUUGGUGUUAAUGUUGUUCAUGUGUGGAAAGAUACAGUACUUGUGUAGAGAAUGUAAAUUUACAGCUAUAUUUCAAAACUAGUGGCUAAUGGCAAACAUAAUUGUAAUUUUUCACCAUUAUGUUACCUAAACCCUUGUCUAUUUUAUGAUUCAUUUCAAGUUUUCUGACAGAUCAGUGGUCGUCUUUGAAAGACAAAAAAAAUGCGAUCAAAUUGUGACACUGUGGAUUUCCGAUUCAAACAAAACUGGAAGAGCAAUGUUCUUGACCAUAUUCACACAGCGGCCAUUUUUCUCUGAUACAUUCUCCCAGUGGGAAGACAAAAUGCUGUUAUAUCACAUUGAUGUGUUUCAGGCUGUCAGUCGACAAAUGUAGGCCUGACAAUGACAAAUCAUCAUUUCACUACUUCUGCAUUUUUCAGAAACUACGGCGGCAAUAAAUUGUGAAAACCCCAAGUGAAAACUGUCAAAAGAGUUUAAACAACAUUUUUGAUAAUCCAUUAGCUACCAUUUGACAGGCUGCUGUUACCGUUCAGCUAUGCUUGCUAAAAUUAGCUAGGAAGUACCUGAAGGCCAAUAUCACUGGUUGAGUUGCUCUACACAUCAUAAAGUGUCCAUUCCUUAUCUAGGACUAGGCUACAAAUUGAGUUCUUAGAUUAACUAAUUUAUUCAGCUUUGGUAAACUGUGGCUGUCUUGUCAUCAAACGUGACGUUUUCUAUGGCUUUGGCUAACUUUGGCUAUUUGCCUCUCCAGACUUUCAGAAUCAUUCACCUUUUGAGUUGCUUAUUUCUUGAGAAGCGAUGAAUUGUAACAGUUUCAGUCUAUCAACUCGUUACACAAUAGUAUAACAUUAGGCCAGCGUUUGAGCUUUCCAACCAGAGAAGACCUAUUAGCUGUUAUACGACCACUAACAUUAGCAAUUUGCCACUUUUUAGCCAACAUUACUGUAAGCUAGGAAGUGAAUGAUCGUUAAUAAAUAAAUGCUGGUAGAGUUAGCCUUCUUAAAACAAUUAACAACAAUUAACAAUUAUUUUCCAGAGAAAACGUUUCUAUGCGUAAGAAAACCUGUCAGACAAUAAAGACUAUUUUCACCAUUGGCCAGUGAAGGCUAAAACUUACCUGAUGCGAUUUCUAGGUUACAAAAUAAUAUAAGGAAUUUAAUUCUCAGCAAUGGCAGCUAGGAAGUGAUAUCAAAUUUAAGCUAGCUAGCUAAUGAGUUGUCAAAUUUGUUGUUUUCUUUCUAAAAUGUGGCUGGUUUUCCCUCCAGAGUUUCAGUAUCAAUUGUGAGUGUAGUUGCUCAUUUAUUGAGAAGCAGUGAAAUGAAAAAGUCUGACUCUUUGAAUUUACUAGACUUACAACCAGUAAAACAGCAGUACAACAUUACACCAGUAUUUGUUCUUCCCAGUCUGAGUGUGGGGUCAGGAGAAAAUGGAUGUUGAGUGAAUAUGGUGAAUUGGGCAAAUUUCCCUAGACGCCUGUCUGGGUUUAAGAUACAGUAUGCCAGAGCCGUCACUACUGUAAUCUCCUCCAUCAGCCCUCCUCUGCAUUUCCAAAUGUUUCCUUUCGUGAGGCUGGCAGCCUUAUGUUACUGUGGCCCUACUGAGCAUGUGCCAAUACUGCUCAGGGCAACAACAGAGACAGCACUUGCUCUGAGUCUACCCUACUGAACGCACUGAGACAAGAUUACAUUUUUUUUAUUUGUUUGUCAUAUUUUCAUGAUUUUUGUUAUGUUGCUGGGUAGCUACAGCUUUUAAAAAUAACCAAUCUUUGUAUUUGUUUAGGAAAUUGGACUGGUUUUGUGAAUAAAAAGGACUGCAUGUAUUCGUGUCAAAAUGUA
Labrus bergylta (ballan wrasse) is the source of this 3652-nucleotide messenger RNA. It is a transcript of the gene cxxc5a, whose product is annotated as CXXC finger protein 5a. Gene Ontology annotation, cellular component: nucleus. Lineage: Eukaryota; Metazoa; Chordata; Actinopteri; Labriformes; Labridae. The record is from RefSeq and is a predicted model, not a curated record. Gene Ontology annotation, molecular function: zinc ion binding; methyl-CpG binding.